This is a messenger RNA of Drosophila willistoni, 1692 nucleotides long. RefSeq lists its product as uncharacterized. Lineage: Eukaryota; Metazoa; Arthropoda; Insecta; Diptera; Drosophilidae. The transcript has 3 exons. The record is from RefSeq and is a predicted model, not a curated record. Bases 45 to 764 code for a protein of 239 amino acids. Gene Ontology annotation, molecular function: nucleic acid binding.
AAGGCAAAAAUUUUUGUUUUUAUUUUCUACGGCUUUUACACAUCAUGGACUUCCCGGUUAAUAUAAUUUCGGCUAGUGCUUUCGGUUCUUUUGGCGACAUAUAUAGGUUCGAGGAUGGCAGCGGAGAUGCGCGUGGUCCAUUGUUAUUGGGCAGAAGCAGCUACUGUGGAUUCCGCAGAGUUCAAGGUCAAGGGCUAGACCAGAACGAAACUGAAGAAGGUGGCGUUGGUGGACAUCGUGACGUGAGUAGACGCCACAGUGUGACCACAAUGGCAACGGCCACAACCAUGGCGGCAUCUUCAACCAUGAUAUUGAGCUCGAGGUCAAGUCGUUUGGGGAUAGCCGAAAUGAACAGAAAUGUGGUUCAGCCAUCGAUGGAUAUUGGUGAACAGCGACAACAACAAUAUCAUCGACAACAGACUGGCAUAUCCAUGAGCUUCAGUAUGUUAUUGGCUAGGAGUUUGACAGAGGAACCGACACGUAUGAAUCCAAAUAUAUUACCGUCCGUUGAUGGUGUCCCGUUCAUUAUGCUCGGGCAAGAGCGAUUCGAACUGGAACCUGAGGCGAUCUUUGUGCUGGGCAUGCGUCUGAGUGUGACGAAAAAUGCUAUUCUCAUGUUCUUUAGUUCCGUGGGAAUGUUCGCUGUCGACCAUGCGAGUAAACCAAGGAUUUUUGUGUACAAAAAUAAGCAAAAUGGACGAUCAAAGGGUGAGGCGACCAUUACAUAUGUAUAUAAGUCCGUUCAUGGCGGAAAUGGCCAUUAGAUGCCUGAAUAGCAGCAAAUUUAUGGGAGAAACUGUAACGGUUUUACCAGCAUAUCUAUCAACGCGCAAGGGUCGUGGCAUCCGCUUUAGAUAUCCUCGAGAGUUCGCUCCAUCGAACAAUCGGGAACACCAACAGGAUCGGCAGCAGCUGAAUCGUCAACGUCGACCCCGUAAAUGAAGACCGGCUCGUGACAAUUGGUACAGCAAUUUUGUUUGGCGCUCCAAUUGCAAUCGUUGCAAGGCCAGCAAAUCGGAGUAUGCAGCCGGACCCCUUUUCAGUGGUUCACCAUCUUUCAUGAGGGUGGCUCGCCGUUGGCGCAUUCAUAAGACCGACUGGGAAUGCUGCUACUGUUUCAAUAAGAAUUUCUGGUAUCGUCAGAGAUGUAAUCGGUGUCGUGCUCCCAAGGCUGUUGAUACGCCAUAACCCGUCACCCCACCCCGAUCGGACAAAUGGGAAUUGAAGCUUGGCAGUGAUUAGGGAGGGUCCAAUACACUGAGGGUAUUCAAAAUUUAUAAGUGUUAUUUGCAAGUCAUAGUUAUCAAGUGUUCUCACAGGCAAGCCAAAUCCGUAUGCAUCAUGAAUGGAAAGAAUAUCCAAAUUCUUUGUGAAGUGAAUCCAUUUACAAUAAAUGAUUUCAUAUAUUCACAUAUUAUUAACUUUUCAAACAGAAUAAAUGUAUAAAGAGAGUAUUACCUCUCAAGUCAACUAUUACUGAAGGUCCAUUGGUUAGCUGUCCUAGCACUCCUAGCAGUGUUACUCCUAGAAAGCCUGUAGGUCGUAAAAACCAUUCAGAAUAUCAAGUCUCAGAGAUGGAACUUGAGUUCAAAUCAAAUAUGUAUUUGACCCCAGAAAGUUUAAGUUGGGGCCAUUUGAAACUCCGGUUUGCCUUCAAAUUCAACAAAUACAUACAUAUAUAGUUUUACAUGA